GCACCAUGGAUUUUCUCUAAUAUUCUUGGGAUUGCUUGUUAACUUCAUGAUAUCACUGAAGUUAGCAUUUAUCUCUGACCUUCCUUUUUGGGCUCAGGUGAGUACAUAUGCAAUCAGAGAUGCAGAGGAGUACAAGAACUUUUGUGAUCGUCCAAAAGACCAGCGCCCAUUGCCUGAAGAAGUUAUUGGUGACAUUGCUGAACAUUUGGCAACAAUACACCUCAAACGCUGUGAACGUGGAAAACGCUGCUUAUAUGAAGGUUCAACUCCACCAGGAGGAUUCCCAAAUUCAUGGAAUGGAGCGACGUACUGCACCUCAGAACUUGCUAUUUUGAAGAAUAAUGAGAUACAUACCUGGGAUAGGGGUUAUGAUGAUGAUGGAAAUCAGGUUUGGGGAGUGAUGGAAGGCCCUUACGAGUUCAAGCCAGCACCUGCAUCCAGUAACAACACCAUGUUGUCUCCUUUAAAUUUCCCUCCUUUGCAGACCAUGGAUAAGAGGAUAGAGGGCUCAUUUGUCUUGCAGGAAUGAUCAGUCUCCUAUGACCAUAUUCGUAUAGAUUUUCUACUUUGUUACAUAAGCUGGAAUAAGUUUUUCAAAGUUCA
This is a messenger RNA of Rubroshorea leprosula, 603 nucleotides long. Lineage: Eukaryota; Viridiplantae; Streptophyta; Magnoliopsida; Malvales; Dipterocarpaceae. The record is from the annotation of a GenBank genome assembly.